GAUUCAUGCUGGAAUAAAAAGGCAGUGGACGUAGUUGUCGCAUUUCUGUCUGGUUUUUGUCCAUGUCCGUUAGCCAUCCACAGAAAAAUGGUCUUCUGUUACUUUUACAAGCUGCCAAGAAGUUGGAUGAAGAAGAAACAUUACAUCGAUAUUCCUAUAGUACAGAUAAGUGGGAACAUAGAUCUCAGAGAAAUUACGAUGAAACACAUUCAUCAUACUCCUGUCCUCACAGCUAUAGCUCACAAAAACGACCAGUCACAUCUGUGAGGUAAGUUUUUUCUUCAGAAAAUCCUAAAAUUCAUUUAGAUGCACACACAAUGAGCUUGAAAAAAGUCGCCGUGCACACCUUCGUACUUGUAUGGAGACCCUAAAAGAGCACUUAAAUUUCGAUAAUGACGUACCAAGAAUAACUAUGCUGACAGUUCUAAAAAAGGCAACAGCUACUAUACAACUUUUAAAACAGAAAAAGCAGUGUCUUGAGGUCUAUGAAGAUAGUGAGAAACAAAGAUGUGUCCAAUUGCUCAAACGACGCCAGGCUCUUAGAAAAAAGUUGGAGGAGAAAAGAAGUCGUUCAUUAAAACUGCAGAGUUGGAAAGAAAGAAAUCGCAACUGUUCAGAGUGUUCCAUUGCGACUACAUCUUCAGACGAUUCUGAAAUGGAUUUACGAUCUGGUUCUUUAUCUAAUAUAACUACACCGUCUUUAAAUAACAAUACACAACUAUCCAAUACAGCAGCAGCGGGUCUCAACACAUGUGUUAAUGAUCCAAACUUUGUUUUACACAUAUCCAAACACAGAAGUCUCAGUUCACCCAUCGGCACUAUAAGCAGUUCACCUGUCGGUUUGGAUGCUUUCGAUGCAAGUAGUUCAGAUUCAGGAUUUGAGGAAAUCACUAUAUCUUCUAAUGGUGUUGUAUCUCCAAAUGAAAACUCACUAACUUAUUGUAUCAAUGAUAGAUCUCAAUGUGUGUCAUCAUAUUCAAACAAGGUAUGCAGGGCUUGCUAAAUAUGUUCGAUUUGUGCCCAAUCCUCUUGUUAUUUCCUUCGUCGACUGUUUGUUGUUCAUUCUACUCAGAAUUUUUUCAUUUGCGUGCAUCAUAGUCAAUGCUGCAAAUUGGACAUUUCGACGGCUUUCAGUCACAUCGUGCCAAUCAGUUUCCUCACAUUGUGUUCACUGAUAGUGCAGUUUAUUUAUGUGUUCAAUUAUCUGGUCUGGAAUUUUCGCUUUGUUAAAAAACAUUGCUAAUUUGUAGCAGCUCGACGUUUAUCCUCUAUCAUCAUCAUACGUAUUCUGAACUUUAUUUAUUUUCAGUUCUCGGUAAGUAUUUACUGUCGCUGGUCAUGUCAAUUAGGUAGUGACUACGAGUUUUUAGAAACUAUUGAGUAAAUUGUAAUUGAUACUUAGGACUGUUCUCAUACUUCUACCGACAUAUUAGUUUUAAACGCACAUUCCCUUUCCUGUUUUUAAUUAUCUUAAUCCUUCCCACUGUUGGUGCGUAAUGCAAACUGUGAUUCUGCUCUAUUUUGCAUUUUACUGAAUAAUAUUCGAGAGCCCUCAUAGUUGCCUGCUGUAUCUAGCAGAUUUUGAAUUAAACCGCUUAACAUAUUUCCCCGUUUAUCUAAUCCCUUCAACUUUAUUCGUUGUCGUAUAUUCCUCGAGUACUCACCUAAUAUUUCUGUGCGGAUGCCAGAUAUGUCUUUCAUGAAUGAGUCACUAUGCUUCUGAAUCUCGUGCUAUACACAAAUUACUGAAAUUUCUUGGACUGUCUCGUGUCUUUUCCAGCUUACAAGUCACGUGCAAUUUCGGCAGCGGCUUUAUAAUGUGCUUCGUGGGCAUAUGUAUGCCAAUAUGAACUUUGUAUAGUAUUUUUCUGCGAAGGGUAUACAUGCUUUUAAAGAUAAUCUGAUCAUCUAUCCAGCGUGGGUGCUUAAUGCACUUGCAUUAUUUUUUAGUGAUUUUGUCCAGUUUUUAACGGCAGCAAAUUUGCUAGCUGUGAUUGUUUGUACAUUUAAUGUUAGAAACCUUAUAUGUUGCCUGAUAUUCAAGUGACAAACUUAUAAAUCCUGAUUGAUCUGUUUGUAAAUAAGACAAUUCUUUCCUCAUUAAAGUUGUUAUUUCGAAAUAUCCCUACAAUGGCAGCUGUUUUAUUGUAAACGAAGUUUAUUUCCUAAAGGCAAUCUGCCAUGUUAAUACCCUAAUUUGCUUGUAAUAAUAUUGAUCCUUUUCAAAUUGUCUAUAUAUUGUCUGCUUUCAAUCUGUUUCAUUUAUGAUCCAUUUAAUUGGGUCUCUUAACAACUGAUCUCGUUCAAAUCAACCAUUUCGUCUUUUGCAUACCUCGUUCCGUUUGUUUAUGUGAUUGGGAUAUUCGGAUGGGUAAAACAAUAUAUCCCCUGUAGGAAGCGCUUAAGGCUAUUUAUGUUUUGUCUCGAUUUACUAGGUGGUCGGUACAAUAUCGUUUCAGCGUUUUUAACUGACUGAGAUUUGUCGUAUGCACUCUUACCAUUUUUUGUACUGCGAUUAAUCAGCAUUUUAGUCCGUGUUUUUAUAGUCUCUCAUUAUGCAGGUGGACGAAUGUUUCCACUCUGUGGUUAGUUCAGUCAAUGUAUUUCGCUCAGUGUGUUCACAUUUUUGAUCAGAUUAACCGAUCAUUGUAGGGAAAGUGUAGAGCUAUACAUUUUGUGAUAUAAAGUAUCUUACUUUCAUUUACAGUGAGAUAACACACCCUUGUAUUUAAGUAGUUGCAGUUUCACUCAUUGCUGUUUUCUGGCUUUAAUACAUCCUUCCUUAAUUUGGCGAUUAAGUAGUUUGCCCAGUUUUUCAUCUUGAGUCUUUCCAAUACUUUCUGUUUGAUAGUGGAAAUUUCGCCUCUUAUCAAAGUGAAAUCUAUACGUAGUUUCUGUGCUUAAAAACACAGCUGUGACAAUGAUAGUAAGGUGUGGUAUUGAAGACAUACUCAUGUUUCAUAGGUUGUGAAAAUUGUGAGCAAUGAGACUUCCUUAGUUUCAUAAAUGUUACAGCUCAAUUUACCAAUAGAUUCUCCUGAAUAUCCGGUCUCAUAGGAACAAGCUGAAUAUGGUGAUAAUUUUAUGCUCGUAAAUUAAUCGCUCAUUGGUUUGACUACGCCUGUUAAUUUUAGACCACUGGUAAUAAAGCAUGAGCCCCAUCUCCAUUGGAAUAACAUUUCAAACUAUGAAUGUAGUUUAAAGUUCAAUGUGGAAACACUUUUCGAACUACCACUAGUCAAACUUGUGGUCCAAAUCACGUUUGAUUCAUUACUGCAAACUACCCCUAGGUACGUAUUAAUGUUGCACAAUGUGUUUGAGAAUCAAUUUAACCCAGUAAGAUAGUUUUUAGGAGGAAUCCGUUCUUUCCGACGUUCGCCUGUAGUAAGUCUAGAUAUCUCCGGAGAUAAACUCAUGCUUCAUUUACUAUCUUAUGUGACCAGUUGGAUAGUAUGAACAUUACAUGUUCCACUGUUCAUGUGAUUGAAAUUCCUAUCUCAUUGUAUGUCCAGAAACAAAAAUAGGGUUGAAACAUCUGGUAUUGCGUAACAUUUUCUUGGUUUGGUUGUCAUGUCUAAAUACACUAGCUUGUAGGUAUACAAAAAUAGUAGUGUUUCAAGAAUUUAUUAACUGUCACACUAUGUAAUAGCAUCUACUGCUAGUAAUGUUCCCAUCCAUAAAUUCCCGUCAUGUUUCGCUGUAUGGAUUCAUUAUUUGUAUAUUUUGACAGCACAACUCGGUUACUAAAGUUUUGUCUAUAUCGUAUCUUGAUUCAUUGUGUAGGAACUGGUGAGUCUACGUAACUACAUACGGAAAAAUCGGUCUAAAUUCGUGUUAUAAGAUUGAAAAUAGCAUAGACUAUUAAGCAUGAUUAAUAACAGCUAACGAAAUCUCAUUUGUCCGUGAGGUCGAUGGUAUUUUCUAUCAUUUAGAAAGAUAAGCAAGCUUAAUUCCUAGAAAUAUGGGCUAUCACUUUUCAACUGUUUUGAUUGACUUUAAUUGAUGACGAAGUUCGUUUGAGUCAUAUACUUAGACUCAGAUUAUUGUCUUAACUCCAGAUUGUAAUGAAAUAAGCCGAAAUAGCUAUUAUGAAUUGAUGUUCUUCAAGCUAAUGUUAGUAGUUGAAACUAGGUAUUGAUGUACAUUCGACCAUAGUUAUAAAUUCCGCUAAAUUUAUCUCGCCCUAUAGGACUCAUAAAAGUAAGCCUAUUGUAAAAAGUGUGUGCAUUCAAAGUUCCUUGUAAUACUGUGUAGAACUAUAGUGUAGUUUUCCUUCAAUACAGUAUAGGCUGUUGUUAUGCAUUUUAAUUGUACUUCUGCCCAUCACAAGUUAAGAUCUUAGAAAUGUCUAUCUUAUUUGGCGUUCUAAGAAUGUUCUGUAGUUUAAAAGCAGUGUUUUUGAGUAUGUUACAGCUAUCGAAAAAACAAUAACGAAUUGUAAAUCAGUCUCUGUCCAUUAUUUUCACUGUCUGUAUGCGAGUAAUUAAUCUUAUCACCAACUUCUCAGAUGGAAGAUAAUUUCUUAACGUAGUCUUUUGAAUAUUGAGCAAGGAAUUAACGUUGUGCAACAUAUGCUUGGCUCAUGACAAGGCUUCGGUCUGUAUUUCAUGAUUCGUUAUGUUAUGUGACAAUGUUAUCCCAACUACUUUGCUUACUUUGUUAUCCAAUGUGAAUUAGUCAGUUAGCAUAGCUAAUUGGUUAAAUAUAAGGUACUUAAAGUUAUACGAAGUACGGGAAAUAUUUCUAUCUGUUUGUCACCAGUCCACGUCUUUUCUGAUUUAAAGCCUCAUCAUUAAAAGAACUUGUACCCGGGACCUUACGUUUAACUUCAGCACUAUUUGGUAGUUUUACUACAUACAAAGAAUCAG
This is a messenger RNA of Schistosoma haematobium, 4868 nucleotides long. RefSeq names its product Max dimerization protein 3. Gene Ontology annotation, molecular function: RNA polymerase II cis-regulatory region sequence-specific DNA binding; protein dimerization activity; DNA-binding transcription factor activity, RNA polymerase II-specific. The coding region runs from base 359 to 1003 and encodes 214 amino acids. The record is from RefSeq and is a predicted model, not a curated record. The transcript has 5 exons. Gene Ontology annotation, biological process: regulation of transcription by RNA polymerase II. Lineage: Eukaryota; Metazoa; Platyhelminthes; Trematoda; Strigeidida; Schistosomatidae.